GGCUCAGUCCAGUCCAACGGGAGCUACUCUAGCUGUUGAGGCUGGCUGGCUCUCUCGGAGGAUUGAGUUCCAUCCUCCGUGGUGUCGGGGUUUCCCGGCUCAGCACAUUCUCCCCCACCUCCCCACAGCCGCCCAGAUAUUAAUAGCCCUGCCUAGGUCCAUCCAGCUGGCUCAGAGCCCCUCCCUGUGCUCGGGUAUCUCCCUUCAGCACCCCAGAAAACAUUAAAACAGCUUGGCGCCGCCGUGUUUCUGACUGUGAAAUGGGGAUGGGGCUCCGUUUCCCUUCCGCGGGGCGCUGGUAGAGGCUCAGGAGAAGGCCCGGAGGUAGCCUUUAGGGCAGUCUGCAGCCACAAUCAGUGUCGUCAUCUCUGUUUUACACAUGAGGAAACAGAGAGGGCCUGUGGCUUCCCUAAGGUCACACAGCGCCCAAGCGACGGAGCUGGAACGCGAACCCCAGAACUCCGCCACAAGACCCACCCCAGUGUCCCCCAAUUCCGCAACCCCUGGCUCCAGUGCACCCUCUAGUCUAGUCCCGACCUGAACGCCCUAGCCCAUGUCCGGCCCCACCCACCUCCCCCAUAUUUAGUGCGAAUCCGAUCCGGGGCUGGUCCGGGCCCUACUUAACGGGCCGGGGUGUCCCAGAACCUGCCGAACCGAGCGGAGCCAGGAGCCAGAGCGAAAUGAUGAUGGUUAUGCAGCCCGAGAGUCUGGGGGCCGGGGAGGGGCCCUUCGCGGGGGUCGGGAGCGGCGAGUACAUGGAACAGGAGGAGGACUGGGACCGCGACCUCCUGCUGGACCCGGCCUGGGAGAAACAGCAGCGGAAAACCUUCACUGCCUGGUGCAACUCACACCUGCGUAAGGCAGGCACCCAGAUUGAGAAUAUCGAGGAGGACUUCCGCAAUGGCCUCAAGCUCAUGCUGCUCCUGGAGGUCAUUUCAGGAGAGAGGCUGCCUAGGCCGGACAAAGGAAAGAUGCGCUUCCACAAAAUCGCCAAUGUCAACAAGGCCCUGGACUUCAUUGCCAGCAAGGGGGUGAAACUGGUGUCCAUUGGUGCUGAAGAGAUUGUUGAUGGGAACCUGAAGAUGACCCUGGGCAUGAUCUGGACCAUCAUCCUCCGCUUUGCUAUCCAGGACAUCUCUGUAGAGGAAACCUCUGCCAAGGAAGGUCUGCUGUUGUGGUGCCAGCGGAAGACGGCACCAUACCGUAAUGUUAAUGUGCAGAACUUUCACACCAGCUGGAAGGAUGGCCUGGCUCUCUGUGCACUCAUCCACCGACACCGGCCUGACCUCAUUGACUAUGCCAAACUACGCAAGGAUGACCCCAUCGGCAACCUGAACACUGCUUUUGAGGUGGCAGAGAAAUACCUAGAUAUCCCCAAGAUGUUGGAUGCAGAAGACAUCGUGAACACCCCCAAGCCAGAUGAGAAAGCCAUCAUGACCUAUGUUUCCUGCUUCUACCAUGCUUUUGCUGGGGCUGAGCAGGCAGAGACAGCUGCCAACAGGAUCUGCAAGGUGCUGGCCGUGAACCAGGAAAAUGAGAGGCUGAUGGAGGAGUAUGAGAAGCUGGCCAGUGAGCUGCUGGAGUGGAUCCGCCGCACUGUCCCAUGGCUGGAGAACCGGGUGGGCGAGCCCAGCAUGCGUGCCAUGCAGCGCAAGCUGGAGGACUUUCGGGACUACUGGCGCCUACACAAGCCACCCCGAGUUCAGGAGAAGUGCCAGCUGGAGAUCAACUUCAACACACUGCAGACCAAGCUACGGCUGAGCCACCGGCCUGCCUUCAUGCCCUCCGAGGGAAAGCUGGUCUCGGACAUUGCCAAUGCAUGGCGAGGGUUGGAGCAAGUGGAAAAAGGCUAUGAAGACUGGCUGCUCUCAGAGAUCCGGCGCCUGCAGCGACUCCAGCACCUGGCUGAGAAGUUCCAGCAGAAGGCCUCCCUGCAUGAAGCCUGGACCUGGGGGCAGGAGGAGAUGCUAAACCAGCGCGAUUAUGAGUCGGCUUCGCUCCAGGAGGUGCGGGCAUUGCUGCGGCGCCAUGAAGCCUUUGAGAGCGACCUGGCUGCACACCAGGACCGUGUGGAACACAUCGCUGCGCUAGCUCAGGAGCUCAAUGAGCUGGACUACCAUGAAGUGGCCUCGGUGAACAGCCACUGCCAGGCUAUCUGUGACCAAUGGGACAACUUGGGCACACUGACCCAGAAGAGACGGGAUGCACUAGAGCGGAUGGAGAAGCUCCUGGAAACUAUUGAUCAGCUGCAACUGGAGUUUUCAAGGCGGGCAGCACCCUUCAAUAACUGGCUGGAUGGAGCAGUGGAGGAUCUACAGGACGUGUGGCUGGUGCAUUCGGUGGAGGAGACCCAGAGCCUGCUGACAGCGCAUGACCAGUUCAAGGCGACACUGCCCGAGGCUGACCGAGAGCGAGGUGCCAUCCUGGGCAUUCAGGGCGAGAUCCAGAAGAUCUGCCAAACAUAUGGGUUGCGGCCCUCGUCCACCAACCCCUACAUCACCCUUAGCCCGCAAGACAUCAACACCAAGUGGGACACGGUCCGAAAGUUGGUGCCCAGGCGUGACCAGACACUGCAGGAGGAGUUGUCACGGCAACAGGUGAAUGAGAGGCUCCGGCAACAGUUUGCCGCCCAGGCCAAUGCUGUGGGACCUUGGAUCCAGGCAAAGGUGGAGGAGGUGGGGCGGCUGGCAGCAGGGCUGGCUGGCUCUCUGGACGACCAGAUGGCAGGGCUGCGGAAGCAGGAGCAGAACAUUAUUCAUUACAAGAGCAACAUCGACCGGCUGGAAGGUGACCACCAGCUGCUACAGGAGAGCUUGGUCUUCGACAACAAGCACACAGUCUACAGCAUGGAGCACAUCCGUGUGGGCUGGGAGCAGCUGCUCACCUCCAUCGCCCGCACCAUCAACGAAGUAGAGAAUCAGGUACUGACCCAAGAUGCCAAGGGCCUAAGCCAGGAGCAGCUCAACGAGUUCCGGGCAUCCUUCAACCACUUUGACCAGAAGCGGAAUGGAAUGAUGGAGCCCGAUGACUUCCGAGCCUGCCUCAUUUCCAUGGGCUAUGACCUGGGAGAGGUGGAGUUUGCCCGCAUAAUGACCAUGGUGGACCCCAAUGCCGCUGGUGUGGUGACCUUCCAGGCCUUCAUUGACUUCAUGACUCGAGAGACAGCUGAGACAGACACAGCUGAGCAAGUCAUGGCCUCUUUCAAGAUCCUGGCAGGAGACAAGAACUACAUCACUCCUGAGGAGCUGAGGCGGGAGCUCCCAGCUGAGCAGGCUGAAUACUGCAUCCGCCGGAUGGUACCAUACAAGGGCUCCGGGGCUCCGGCUGGAGCCCUGGACUAUGUGGCCUUCUCCAGUGCCCUCUAUGGGGAGAGCGACCUCUGACCUCUGACUUCUACCCCUGCAGUUCUGGAUGGAAGAUGGAGGCAGGGUGCUCCCUGUAGCUGAUCCUAUCCAUCUCCCAGAGCAAGGGCCUCAGGGAUUGGCCAACCAAGUGUUCCUGAAUAAAGACCCACCCAUGGCCCUC
Heterocephalus glaber (naked mole-rat) is the source of this 3525-nucleotide messenger RNA. It is a transcript of the gene Actn3, whose product is annotated as actinin alpha 3. The record is from RefSeq and is a predicted model, not a curated record. Lineage: Eukaryota; Metazoa; Chordata; Mammalia; Rodentia; Bathyergidae. Gene Ontology annotation, molecular function: calcium ion binding; protein binding.